GUCGGUGCAGCUUCAUGCAAACGGAUCCUCACUUGAAGACUUUGGACUGAACACGCUGCUUUCUUACUUUUUUUUUUUUUUUUUUUUAACACUGAAUUGUCAAAAGUGGCUGCACCUCCUUCACCCUGCAGACUGUUUUACGCAUUGUGCUCAGACUUUUUAGAAGUGAAUGUGAAUAUUUAAAACAAACAGAAAACAACCUCUUUACCAGUAUUAUUUGAUUGCCUCACCACCUCCACUUCGCCUCCGGGGCCUUAUUCAUUAGUAAGCACAAUCUACUUCAUCAGGUUACACGCGGCGGCGGCGGAGCUACGUGACUCCGCACAGUCUCAGCAUUACUGAAGAAAAAACGGGGGCAGAUGACUUGGAAAUUCCCGGUCAGCAUCUUUUUCCUUUUUUAAGAAGUUUGGGGGACUUUUUUUUGGAUUUUUUUUGUUGAGGAUUUAGUGCAUCUGGAGCCAUCAUCCCUUCUCCGUGCGCAGAGAACACGAAAUGAAAGUCGGUUUUGUCAUCGAGACUGUGGUGGCGCUUUAUCUGCUGCUCUCACCUGCUCAGACUCUGCCCUUGUCAAGCAUAAAUGGCACAAUGGAAGUGUUGAUGUUUCAAGAAGUGUGGGGUCGCAGUUUCUGCCGGACCAUUGAGAAGCUGGUGGAGGUGGUGCAGGAGUACCCAACGGAGGUGGAGCACAUCUACAGCCCCUCCUGCGUGCCCCUGGUCAGGUGUGCUGGCUGCUGCGGGGACGAGAACCUGGAGUGCCAUCCCACCCACACCACCAACGUCACCAUGCAGCUGUUGAAAAUCAGGCCAUCAGAGCCAGGUCAAGAAUAUGUUGAGAUGACGUUUGUGGAGCAUCAGACAUGUGAAUGUAGAAUCAGGAAACCAGUGGUGAAGGUUGAAAGGAAAAGGCAAAGGACGAGAGAAAGGAAGAGAAAGGAGAGACAAAAAUCAAAAGAAUGUGACAGGUGCCAGAUCCCUCGCAGGUAACUGCGGUGACCCAUCCGACCCCCUGUUGCAGUGCGGCUCACUAUUUAUUUCCAGCCCAGCGACAGCAUCAAGAGUCUCCUUCACUCAUCUAUCAAUACUGUGUCUGCGGCCAGAGACUCAAACGGCUGGGUUGAUUUUGCUGACAUGCUCUCCUGCUGACGGGCAGGGACGUUUGUAAUGACCAGGUUCAACAGGAAAAGUGUUUUGAUUGGUGGAAACACUGCUGUUACACACCUGACACAAUGGACAUCCCUGGGAGCCAGUGCAAUGUAGGACCAAACAGACUGAUGUCUUCUCUUUAUUCUAAGUAUUACUGUAUCAGUUAUUUUAAUUUGUCCAUUUCUUUGGUAUUUAAAGGAGGUUACACUUGUCAAAAGUCUAUAUUUAUUGAUACAGCUGAAUAUAGUUGGACCAGCAACCUUUAAAAAGUUUGUCAUCCUUCAAAGAAACAUUAUCCGAGAAUGCCUUGACUUGUCCUGAAGACAUGUAUUGGACUGAAUGUACAGCUGCUCUGUACAUGCAAUAAUGAAAUGUCUCCCUCUAGUGUUUAAAGAAGCAGUGUUUAAAACAGCUCUGUGUUUUUAAUGUAUGUUUUUCUUAGUAAAUUUUACAAAUAAGAUUCGACACAGGACACAGUUGCCAGUCCCAGCAUAUUGCAAUCUUCUACCUAUCAUUUAUCCUACAAUUGCUUUGUCUGUAUAAAUCCUCUCCCUCCAUAAGACGAGUGACAAGACACACAUUUGACUUCAUCAAUUUAGAUCUAAAUAAGAAUUGAUGUGAACUGAAGAUAUGUCAGAGAAAGAAAACAAAUGUGACAUAUCAAAAUAAUAAAAAA
Molecule: messenger RNA, 1819 nt
Organism: Stegastes partitus (bicolor damselfish)
Lineage: Eukaryota; Metazoa; Chordata; Actinopteri; Pomacentridae
Gene: pgfb
Product: placental growth factor b
Exons: 7
Coding region: 493-984 (163 amino acids)
Biological process (GO): vascular endothelial growth factor receptor signaling pathway; sprouting angiogenesis; positive regulation of protein phosphorylation
Cellular component (GO): membrane
Molecular function (GO): vascular endothelial growth factor receptor binding; chemoattractant activity; growth factor activity
Source: RefSeq, a predicted model, not a curated record